UUUGAAUUAUACACAUUAAUAAUUAGGUGUUAAAAUUGUUUAGUAUUUUGUGCUUUUGUAAAUUAUGAUGAUAGAUGGGUAGAGGAAGGUAAAGAAUUUUCAGUUUUGAAACGUGAGAUUCGUUCGUCAUGGGUCGUUGGUGAAGGAAGGGUGUCCCAGGGGCCAGUGACGAGUAUUUAUUUCUCAUAAUCGUAUCUGAAAUUUUGUCGUUCGUUUUCACGCGAGGAGUCCGACACCUGCUAACAUUAAGAAGACCAUAUUUAUGUUAAAUUAAAAACAACAGUUACGUCAUCGACCAAUUAAAUUGAGAUCUUACUGUGGAAACGCAUGUUUUACCAAAGUCAGAUUUUUUAUGCACUUUAAAAUCAUUUGGUUGUGGGGGUGUCUCUGCUAGAUGGUUUGAAAUCUCUUGCACUCCAUUUAUUGAACGUAUAGUGUACUUGGACAAACACUGUCAAAUGGAAGGCAAUCAACUGGAUUUUGAAGACCCGUCUACAUCGUGCCUUGAAAAGUCUGACUCUACCAGCCAAAGUCCGACCAUGUGUCCUGUGAUAUUGGAGACAGCAGAACAAGAAUUGAUAGCAGAAGAAUCUGCUCCAACCACAGAUUCAGAUGAGAUUGGAGUAGCUAACAUUGAAAUGAAAAGUGUAUUUAAUCUUCAUUUAGUUGAUAGUACAUGUACUGACCAGGAUAUUUACUCCGAUGAGAGUCCUUUACCUGGUGACUGGGUUAAUGAUGAUUGGACGGAUAAUCCUAGUGAACAAGAGGAUGCUUCUAAUGCUAAUGGCGUUAUGCGAAAAAGAAAAAUAUCAAAUUCCACAAUAACGUCUGAAGAUUUUCCGUCCAAAAAACAAUAUUAUGAUCAAAACAAUUUGAAUCUUGAAAGACUGACGCCUAAAUUGGCUGAAAAUGAAUUAGAUAAAAUUGAUAAAAUAAAGAUACGGCGAAGUUGUAUACCGUCCAAAGAUGAUCCUCCUGAAGAAAUGAUGGAAUGGCUAAAAACUUUUUCGAAAUGGUCGAACGCAGAAAGAAUGUUAGCUAUAGAUAUGUUGGUAGAUGAAUGUGAACCUACUCAAGUUCGUCAUAUGUUACAGCUUAUUGAACCCCAGUUCCAACGAGACUUUAUUUCUCUACUUCCUAAAGAAUUGGCCUUAUAUGUAUUGUCAUAUUUGGAACCCAAAGACUUGUUAAAAGCAGCUCAAACAUGUCAUAGUUGGCGGUUUUUAUCUGAAGACAACUUACUAUGGCGUGAAAAGUGCCAAAACGCUAGUAUACCUUUGACGGAUCCGUCUACUAUUAAGUGUUCAAAAAAUCGCAGUGUUACCUCACCAUGGAAGUCUUCAUACAUGAGACACCAUGCAAUUGAAAUGAAUUGGAGAGUAAAACCAAUAAGAAUGCCAAUAAUACUCAAAGGCCAUGAUGAUCAUGUUAUUACAUGCUUACAAUUUUGUGGAAAUCAGGUUGUUAGUGGUUCUGAUGACAAUACACUUAAAGUUUGGUCAGUUCUAACUGGAAAAUGUUUGCGUACAUUGGUUGGACAUACUGGUGGUGUAUGGUCAUCACAAAUGGCUGGUAAUGUAAUAAUUAGCGGUUCCACUGAUCGCACUUUAAAAGUUUGGAACGCAGAAACUGGUCAAUGUACACAUACAUUGUAUGGUCACACUUCAACAGUUCGCUGUAUGCAUUUACACGAAAAUAAAGUUGUAAGUGGUUCAAGAGAUGCAUCACUCAGGCUGUGGGAUAUUAAAACUGGUCAGUGCUUGUCUAUAUUCCUUGGUCAUCAAGCUGCUGUACGUUGUGUCCAAUAUGAUGGGCGAUUAAUAGUUAGUGGUGCUUAUGACUACCUAGUCAAAGUAUGGGAUGCAGAAAGUGAAAUUUGUUUGCAUACAUUAUCUGGUCACACUAAUCGUGUAUAUUCCUUACAAUUUGAUAGUACUCAUGUUGUAAGUGGAUCUUUAGAUACUAGCAUAAGAGUGUGGGAUGUAGAGACUGGUACAUGUAAGCACACUUUAAUGGGACAUCAAUCGUUAACAUCUGGCAUGGAGCUAAGAGAUAAUAUCUUAGUGUCUGGAAAUGCAGAUUCUACAGUUAAAGUGUGGGAUAUACUUACUGGGCAAUGCCUACAGACUUUGUCGGGUUCAAAUAAACAUAAUUCUGCUGUUACGUGUUUACAAUUCAACACUAGAUUUGUGGUUACUUCUUCUGAUGAUGGAACUGUAAAAUUGUGGGAUGUGAAAACUGGUGAAUUUAUUAGAAAUCUAAUUGCACUAGAAAGUGGUGGUAGUGGUGGAGUUGUAUGGCGAAUACGCGCAAAUGAAACAAAGUUAGUAUGUGCAGUAGGCAGCCGCAACGGCACCGAAGAAACCAAAUUAUUUGUAUUGGAUUUUGACGCUGACUACAAGUAACAUCCAACAAAAAAUCUGGUAGUUUGCAUCACAUUUUUUUUGUGGUUUAAGGAGAGUUACGAAUAUUUGGGACUGUUAUACUUAAGUUUAAGGAUGUCCCUUAUAUAUUAUCAGUUAUCACAUUUUACCGUUAUCAUAAUGUUUCAGUAUUAUGUUUUUUUUUAUUAUUAUUUAUAAAGGAGGGGAAUUAUAGUGGUUUCUGGAUGAUCUAGAAAGAUUUAUAGUGUUUUUUGUGAUUUAUAUCACAAUAUAAUGAAGUUAUAGAUUAAUUUGUAUAUUAUUUUCUAGUCUUUAAAGCUAUAAUAAUCAUAGUUUGAUAUUCUGUGAGCCGAAUAAAUUAGUUAUUCUUUUUUAUUAUUCCCAGUAUACUGUUUAAUAUGUUAUUUGGGAAAUAAUUGAGAUAUAAAUUAUUAAAUAUUUUAAAAAUAGGUAGUGUAAAUUUAUAAUAAAACUAACUUGGAUACUUUAUACAUUUAUUAAUUACAAAACUUCCAAUAAAAAGGUUUUAGUUUUUAAGUUAAGUUCUUUCUAUCUUGUUAGGAAACAAAUGAAGAUGUUAACCUAUCACAAAUUUGUUUAUUAGAAGUUUUAACAAAAAACAUUUCAAAAGUUCAAAGAUUUAUUUCCUUGCAGAAUGAUUUUAAGAUUUUGUUCAUUAUUAUUAUUAUUAUUAUUAUUAUUAUUAUAAAUUUUGUUAUUGAUAAAAAGUAUUGGUAUUUUUUAACUUGCCAUAAGUGUUAAGUUGUAAGGAGGAGGAGAGUUUGAAUUUCAAAUUCUGAUUUUCUUGAUGUAUUUUUCUAUUUUCUUCUUCCUGAUCUCAUAAAGAAAAAACAUUAAAACAAUUAAUUAUAAUCUAUUCUAGGUAAACAUUUUCUAAACAUUUAUUUAUUUAUAUUAUUUUCGUUUUUAUUAUGUUCUUCAAAAUUUAAUUGUCCGGCUAUGAUAAUAGAGCUCUAAUUAAUUAUUUCAUAAUGUAUUUUUGGAUGAUUUUACUUACAAAUUAAAUACAGAGUGAUUCCCAAAGCAUGAUAUUCAUACCCCAGAAUUUAAAAGACAUAUUAUUCAAUGAAAAAAUUGGAAUGAGCAUGCUUAGUAAAUUUCCUUGUAUAUAAGUAGAUAAAUUACUUCUUUUUGGGAAAAUAUUUUAUUUUGGCCCAUGUUUCAGAGUCAGCAUUCACCAAUGAUAUAUAUUUAAUAUAAUCAUACCUGUUAUAUUCAAAAACAAUAGUAAAAUUUAAAAUGUCAUAUUUGCUUUUGGGUAUUUGAAAGUGAAUGGUGUUUGAAUUGGUGAGUUUUGAUAUUUUGGUAUCAAAACAAAAAACUUGUUUGUGAAGAUUGACUGUAUGAUUUAUUUUACUUAUUACAAGCUGUAGUAUGGACUAAGGAUACCAAACAAUAGUUACCAAUUCAAUUGUUGAACUGAUAAAUACAAAUAGUUUUAUACCUGCAACCCUAUUAUUCU
Myzus persicae (green peach aphid) is the source of this 3867-nucleotide messenger RNA. RefSeq names its product F-box/WD repeat-containing protein 7 (gene ago). Gene Ontology annotation, molecular function: ubiquitin binding. Gene Ontology annotation, biological process: proteasome-mediated ubiquitin-dependent protein catabolic process; ubiquitin recycling. NCBI's taxonomy places the organism in Eukaryota, Metazoa, Arthropoda, Insecta, Hemiptera, Aphididae. The coding region runs from base 459 to 2405 and encodes 648 amino acids. The record is from RefSeq and is a predicted model, not a curated record. Gene Ontology annotation, cellular component: nucleus; cytoplasm. The transcript has 14 exons.